Messenger RNA from Sorghum bicolor (sorghum), 1811 nucleotides. Its product is annotated as cyclin-D3-2. Bases 323 to 1471 code for a protein of 382 amino acids. Gene Ontology annotation, molecular function: cyclin-dependent protein serine/threonine kinase regulator activity. The record is from RefSeq and is a predicted model, not a curated record. Gene Ontology annotation, biological process: regulation of cyclin-dependent protein serine/threonine kinase activity; mitotic cell cycle phase transition. Gene Ontology annotation, cellular component: cyclin-dependent protein kinase holoenzyme complex; cytoplasm; nucleus. The transcript has 3 exons. NCBI's taxonomy places the organism in Eukaryota, Viridiplantae, Streptophyta, Magnoliopsida, Poales, Poaceae.
UGCUGCAUGCGUGUCACUUUCUCGCUCCUCCCUCCUCCCUCCUCCAGUCCCUCUCUAUCUCAUCGUCUUCCUCUCCUCUCAAACCCCACAGCUUUCCCUCCUCUCCACUUCGGAAUCUCCUCUGUCUUCGCCUCGUCACUCCCCACGCCACGCCAAAGACCGAGAAAAAAGGACGAAUUUUUCCCAGCUGCAAGCAACCUCACGCCAUGGAGGAGAUGCCGCUGCAGCUGCUCUCCUCUUCCUCCGCCGCCGUCCCCGCCUGAGCUCUCCCAUAGCUCGCUCUCUCUCUCCAUCGGGCGUACCUCUCCCAGUGCAGCAAGAGAUGGCAGCUUUCGCCGCGAUGUUCGAGCCCCUCUACUGCCCGGAGGAGCACCUGGAUCUGUACCACGAAGAACCCGGCGAGGGUGCAGACGAGCAGUGGCCGGAUCAGCACGGACAUCAGCAGCCGGCGGCUCUUGACGACGAGCUUCCGGCGCUGUUCGAGGCGCUCCGGGCCAAGGAAGGGUUGGUGCUGGCGAGCGAGAGGGAGGAGGACGGGUACGGCGGCGCGGCGGGCCGGGAGGCUGCGGUCGGCUGGGCGUCACGCGCGGUGGCGCGGCUGGGCUUCUCCGCGCUCACCUCCGCGCUCGCCGCCGCCUACCUCGACCGCUGCUUCCUCCCCGGGGGCGCGCUCCGGCUCGGCGACCAACCGUGGAUGGCGCGCCUCGCCGCCGUCGCCUGCGUCGCGCUCGCCGCCAAGGUCGAGGAGACGCGCGUGCCGCUGCUCCCGGACCUCCAGCUCUGCGCCGCCGCCACCUCCGACGCCGACGCCGCGGACCCGUACGUGUUCGAGGCCAAGACGGUGCGCCGGAUGGAGCUGCUCGUGCUCUCCGCGCUUGGGUGGCGGAUGCACCCUGUCACGCCCUUCUCCUACCUCCAGCCCGUCCUCACCGACGCUGCGAUGCGCCUGCGCAACUGCGAGGGCGUCCUGCUCGCGGUCAUGGCCGAUUGGAGAUGGCCUCGGCACCGGCCUUCCGCUUGGGCCGCCGCCGCGUUGCUGACCACAGCCGGCGGCGACGACGGCGACACGGAGCUCCUGGCGCUCAUCAAUGCUCCCGAGGACGAGACCGCGGAGUGCGCCAAGAUCAUCUCCGAGGUGACGGCCAUGAGCUUCCUCGUCUGCGACGUCGGCGCGAGCGCCGGGAAUAAGCGCAAGCACGCGGCGGCGCGGAUGUACUCGCCGCCGCUGAGCCCGAGCGGCGUGAUCGGCGCGCUGUCCUGCUUCAGCUGCGAGAGCUCGACAUCAACCGCUACUACGGCUGCGGGGGUCGGCCCGUCGUGGGCACCGCCGGCGCCCGUGUCCAUGUCGUCCUCCCCGGAGCCGCCCGGUUGGGCCCCCAAGCGCGCUGCGGCGGCGGGGGUCGUCAAGCCCCAUCCGCUUCCCCCCGACGAGGAGAGCCGCGAUGCCUGGCCGUCCACCUGCGCCGCGUGACGCACCGUGCCGUCGGAACGGUGCCUAUGGCGAGACCCCCGCUCCACAGGUUGGCGGUGUAGGUGAAGGAGCAUCAUCAGAGGAGGGUCGCACCGGUGACCAGAAGAACGAACCAUUUUGCCCAUUGCCGUCCGCGAGAGAUGGGGGCAGCAAGAAGAUAAGAAAUCAAGAUGUAAUGUUUGCAUGCUUAUGGCAGCACAUUUUGCAAAUGAUGGUUCUUGUUCAAUGCUGUUAGGGGGGAUCGGAGAACUGAGCUAGAGGUGGAAGAUGAUUACCGGAUAAUUUUGCCGUCGAGAUCAUUGAUGGCGAUUAAUUAAGAUUAUUAUUAGUUGGAUUGCAA